AUGCUGCAUAGAACCUUCUACUCCCUGACUUCAGAGGAGCUGGAGGUCCAGGGAGAGCUUUCCAAUCUCUACUGUGACUACUACCGGCCCCGCUACUUCCUCCUGGAGAACGUGCGGAACUUCGUGUCCUUCAAGCGCUCCAUGGUGCUGAAGCUCACGCUGCGCUGCCUGGUCCGCAUGGGGUACCAGUGCACUUUUGGCGUGCUGCAGGCCGGGCAGUACGGAGUGGCCCAGACGCGGAGGCGGGCCAUCAUCCUGGCUGCAGCGCCCGGGGAGAAGCUCCCCCUCUUCCCAGAGCCCCUGCAUGUGUUUGCACCCCGUGCCUGCCAGCUCAGCGUUGUGGUGGACGACAAGAAGUUCGUCAGCAACAUUACCAGGUUGAGCUCAGGCCCAUACCGGACCAUCACUGUGCGGGACACCAUGUCUGACCUCCCUGAGAUCCGGAACGGGGCCUCGGCUUCUGAGAUCUCGUACAAUGGGGAGCCGCAGUCCUGGUUCCAGCGGCAGCUCCGGGGCUCGCACUACCAGCCCAUCCUCAGGGACCACAUCUGCAAGGACAUGAGCCCCUUGGUGGCUGCCCGCAUGCGACACAUCCCCCUUGCCCCGGGCUCAGACUGGCGCGACCUGCCCAACAUCGAGGUGUCGCUGUCAGAUGGCACACUGGCCAAGAAGCUGCGCUACACCUACCACGACAGGAAGAACGGCCGCAGCAGCUCUGGCGCCCUGCGUGGGGUCUGUUCCUGCGUGGAAGCUGGCAGAGCCUGCGACCCCUCAGCCAGGCAGUUCAACACCCUCAUCCCCUGGUGCCUGCCACACACUGGGAACAGGCACAACCACUGGGCUGGCCUGUAUGGGCGCCUAGAGUGGGAUGGCUUCUUCAGCACCACCGUCACCAACCCCGAGCCCAUGGGCAAGCAGGGCCGCGUGCUCCAUCCUGAGCAGCACCGCGUGGUGAGUGUGCGUGAGUGUGCACGCUCCCAGGGCUUCCCCGACACCUACCGGCUGUUCGGCAACAUCCUGGACCGCCACCGACAGGUGGGUAAUGCUGUGCCACCUCCCCUGGCCAAAGCCAUCGGCUUGGAGAUCAAACUGUGUGUGUUGGCCAAAGCGCAAGAGAGUGCCUCAGCAAACGUAGAGGCAGACACCACCACCAGGGACUAGUUCUGCCUUCCCACCACGUCUCCCUGGUUUCUGGCACCGGAACAUCCACAUGCACUGAUGCUGUUGUCUUUUUAACAUGUUGAAAUCUGUCGUUCAAAUGUGUUGUACAGUGUUUGUGGCCUUGGUUGUCAUGAGGUGUGCUUAUCAACUGACUUUGUGAUCACUGUGCAGUACCUUGUGCAUUCUCGAUUUUAAAGGUUUUUUAUUAUGCAUUAUAUCAGAUCUACCACUGCGUGAGUGGAAAUCAAGACUUUAUGUAGUUUUUAUAUGUUGUAAUAUUUCUUCAAAUAAAUC
Castor canadensis (American beaver) is the source of this 1455-nucleotide messenger RNA. NCBI's taxonomy places the organism in Eukaryota, Metazoa, Chordata, Mammalia, Rodentia, Castoridae. The record is from RefSeq and is a predicted model, not a curated record.